AAAAAAAAAAAAAAAAAAAAAAAAAGUGUUCUUUAUACUUCUUUACUUUUUCUUUAUACAAUGAGUUUCCAAGUUAACUUUAAUACACACGGCCCCGAAUUAAAUGCUGCUUAUCAAGCAGUUAUCAGUGAAAAGGAUGAUACCAACUGGUUGAUUUAUGCCUUUGAUAAAGGCACUUACGACCUUCGUGUUCAAGAAACCGGUGAUGGUGGACUUGAAGAACUUAAUGACGAAUUCUCGGACGGUAAAAUUCAAUUUGCUUUUGCCAAGGUCAUUGACCCCAAUACCGAACUUCCAAAGUUCGUCUUCAUUGGCUGGUGUGGUAGCGGUGUUCCCGAAUUACGUAAAGCUUUCUUCAAUUCCCAACUAAGUGAUGUUUCCAAAUUCUUCAAGAGUUUCCAUGUUCAAAUCAAUGCUCGUGAUGAAGCCGAUGUGGAUCCCGCACUUAUCAUGAAGCGUGUAUCCGAGUCUUCAGGCGCUAAUUAUAGUGUCCAUAAAGAAAGUUCAAAAGCACAAUCCAGAGUUACACCUGUUAACUCUGUGUAUAAAAAGACUGAAAUUCCUGAUAUCGCUGCAAUGCAACGUGAAUCUAUGACCAAAGAAAAUGCUCCUACUCCCGUUGGUACCAAUUACAAACCCGUACAAACCGCUCCCAAGAAAAUGGAACAACGUUGGAACAUGGCUCAAAACCAAGAUACCGGUGCCAACGCUGUUCGUGCUGAACGGGAAAGACACGAAAAGGAAGUACGUGAUCGAGAAAUCGAAAAAUCCAGACAAGUCUCUCAUACCCCUCCUCCUGCUCCUGCUCGUCCCACUUUCCAACAAGAUGAUUUCGCUGCUAAGCAAGAGGCCGAAAAGCAAGCUGCCGCUGCUCGCGAACAGGAAGAAAAUGAACGUCGUUAUCAACAACAACAACAACAACAAGAAGAAGAAAAUCAUCGUCGUCAACAACAACAACAACAAGAGGAAGAAGAGUAUCAUCGUCAGCAACAGGACGAGGAAAGACGUAGACAAGAACAAGAGGGAGAAGAGAGACGUAGACAAGAGGAAUCUGAUAGAUUGCGUCAACAAGAAGACGCCAACCGAAAGCGUCAACAGGAGGAGGCUUAUAGAUUACGUCAACAAGAGGAAGCUGACAGAAAGCGCCAACAGGAGGAGGCUGAUAGAAAGCGUCAACAAGAAGAAGAGGAGGAGGAAGAGAGAGAGCGUAGAGAAGAGGAAGCUGAACGUCAUCGUCAACAUGAGAUUGCUACUGCAGAACACAAGCGUCGUCAACAAGAGGAAGAUCAAAAGCAAGCAGCACUUCAAUCCCAAUUAAAUGAUACUGCAGACCGUGCUGUUCAUGCAGCCGCAGGUGCCGCUGCGGGUGCUGCCAUUGCCAGCACAGCUAAACACCAUCAAGGUGUAUCUGCCACUGUUCUUUUUGCUUAUGAAGCCAGUGAAAACAAUGAGAUGACACUUCAUGAGGGUGAAAUUGUGCAUCAAAUUGAUCAAGUGGAUGAAGGAUGGUGGUUUGGUGUGAGUGAGGAUGGUAAGAAGCAAGGUCUUUUCCCUGCCAAUUACGUUCAAAUCUUGGAAGAGGAGGAGGAGGAAGAAGUGCCUGUUCCUCAAGCUCCUCCUGCUCCUGCUCCCCCUGCCCCUGCCGCUCCUCCUGCUCCUCAACAGCAAAAUGAUGGAAAUGUGGCUGUGGCUCUUUAUGAUUAUGCAGCAGAAGAAGAUAAUGAGAUCUCCUUCAAUGAGGGCGAUGUCAUUACUCAAAUUGAAUUUGUGAGUGACGAUUGGUGGCAAGGUCUUGCUGCCAACGGCAAAAAUGUUGGAUUAUUCCCUGCAAAUUAUGUCGAGUUGCAAAAGUAAAAAAAACAAAAAAUUAAAUAAAUAAAAAAAUGUACAAAUAAAGUAGCCUUUUCAAUCAAACAAUGCAUUGUCUUUCAAAUGUUGCUGUCUUUUGGACAUUGGCUUACGUACGUCAAUUCUCAUAAUCCUUUAUACACCGGCUAAAAGUUGUAGGUGAUUUAAGCUUGAUGUCGCAUAUUGAACAUUACAACUUGCUAUUGCUCUUUUCAACAACUAUUAUUCUCCAAAACUAUGGAAACCUUUACCUUGCUUCUUUUUAUUCCCAACUACAUC
Mucor mucedo is the source of this 2127-nucleotide messenger RNA. RefSeq lists its product as uncharacterized. Gene Ontology annotation, molecular function: actin filament binding. The coding region runs from base 61 to 1854 and encodes 597 amino acids. Gene Ontology annotation, biological process: regulation of actin filament polymerization. The transcript has 6 exons. Lineage: Eukaryota; Fungi; Mucoromycota; Mucoromycetes; Mucorales; Mucoraceae. Gene Ontology annotation, cellular component: plasma membrane; site of polarized growth; cortical actin cytoskeleton. The record is from RefSeq and is a predicted model, not a curated record.